This is a messenger RNA of Diaporthe batatas, 912 nucleotides long. RefSeq names its product 25S rRNA (adenine2142-N1)-methyltransferase. The record is from RefSeq and is a predicted model, not a curated record. Gene Ontology annotation, cellular component: nucleolus. Gene Ontology annotation, molecular function: rRNA (adenine) methyltransferase activity. Lineage: Eukaryota; Fungi; Ascomycota; Sordariomycetes; Diaporthales; Diaporthaceae. The transcript has a single exon. The coding region runs from base 1 to 912 and encodes 303 amino acids.
AUGGUCGUUCACAAGAAGAAGCGUGCCAAGCUCAAUUUGACCGCCGGCCGGCCGCCAACCAUCCAGAAACCAAAGUCCAUCUCCAGGAAGGCUACGAGGACACUUAUCAACCAAAUCCACACUUUGGAGAAGCGAAGGAAGCAGGCUGCUCAGAAUGGCGAUGCAGCUGCAGAAGCAGCCAUAACCUCGGAAAUCGCCUCGCUGGGCGGCAUCGAGAAGUACCAGCAGGCAAGCCUCCAGGGACAGCGCAACGACCGCGGAGGAGACAGCUCCAAGAUCCUGCUGGACUGGCUGAAGCCCGUCAAGCCCACGCUACAGGCGCUGGCAGAUUCGGAUCCACCACAUCGUCUGCGCAUGCUGGAGGUCGGCGCACUGAGCACGACCAAUGCGUGCUCUCUGAGCGGCCUAUUCGACCUAGUCCGCAUUGAUUUGAACAGCCAGGAGGAGGGCAUCUUGCAACAGGACUUUAUGGAGCGACCCCUGCCUAAGGACGAGGCCGAACGGUUCGAUAUCAUCAGCCUGUCAUUGGUGCUGAAUUUCGUCCCUGAGGCCGGUGGAAGAGGUGACAUGCUUCUCCGCACUCUUGAGUUCCUCCACCCGCCGUCACGCUUCAGAGACGAGACGAAUGCAGGGCUGAAACCGCACUUCCCAAGCCUUUUCCUCGUCCUGCCUGCACCUUGUGUCUCGAACUCGCGCUACCUGGAUGGGGGGAAACUCAAUGCCAUCAUGUCGUCCCUUGGCUACCAGCUGACGGAAUCCAAGACUACCCAGAAACUUGUCUACUAUCUAUGGACGCGGGUUGCCGAUAGCGCCCCGCUCCUGCGGUCAGGUGCAUCUUUCACCAAGAAAGAGCUGCGCUCGGGUGCCUCCCGAAAUAACUUCGCCAUCGUCCUCAAACCUCGUCCGGAAUGA